GUAAGACCAGUGUCUAAGCUUGUAUAUACUCGUAUACGUAUACACUCAUAUAAAAGUGUCAUCGUGCCAUUCGCGGAGGAUAGUUGGACUCGAAGCUUCGAACGAACAUGAUCGAGAUCAUUUUAUUAUUCCUCGGCGUUUAUGGAACCCUCGCUGUUCCGUACAGACCGCAUACGGACCGCGAAUUCCGUACGUUGGGCAAUGAUGCGGUCGAUGACAUCGAAAUUGACGAAGUUCGUCUUCCCGGUUCGGCAAAUUUAGAUGAAAAAUCUAUACCCCUUUCUCGACUCUACGUUGUUGAACCAGUUAAUUUACCUGGCAAUGACAAUUUAGAAGAAAGGGCUCAAAUACGUCUGGCUUUACCUGGUACGAAAAAUUUAGAAGAGAAAGGUAUACCCGAUUAUGUGCUCAAACGAAUGGCCAAUCCAACAAAUCGUCGAAUUUCCAGUCAUCCUGAUUUUGAAGAAAUUCCUAUUCAAUGAAAGCAAAAAAAAAAAAGAAUUAUCGUUGUUGCUUG
This is a messenger RNA of Polistes canadensis, 517 nucleotides long. RefSeq lists its product as uncharacterized. The transcript is spliced from 2 exons. The coding region runs from base 108 to 482 and encodes 124 amino acids. NCBI's taxonomy places the organism in Eukaryota, Metazoa, Arthropoda, Insecta, Hymenoptera, Vespidae. The record is from RefSeq and is a predicted model, not a curated record.